AUGGGCGCCAACGAGGAUGACAGCUGGGCCGAGAGACCCACGUAUCUCCUGCUGGGAGACCAGUCGCUUGACACACAUGGAUUCCUUGCCCAGUUCUUUCGCCAGGAGAAGCACGGUGAGCUGGCAAAGGCAUUUCUGCGCCAGGCCGGUCACGCUCUCUUGUGGGAGAUUGAGCGACUACCCAAGCUGGAGCGGGCAAAGCUUCCCGUGUUUCGGACAUUACAGCAAUUGAACGAGAGGUAUCACAGCGCGGACUUCAAGCACGCAGGCGUCGACGCUGCUCUGUUGACCAUCUCGCAGCUGGCACAUUUCCUGGAUCACGCGGAGAAGCACUGCGAGGAUAUCCCUCACCAUCAAAAGACCUUUGUCGUGGGUGUCUGCUCGGGCCUCUGGGCGGGAGCUGCCAUCUCGGUGUCCCCGUCGCUGCCGGACCUCGUCCCGGUUGGCGUCCAAUGCGUGGUCCUGGCAUUCAAGCUCGGCGCCUAUGUCCACGCGAUCGGACAGCGGUUGAGCCCCACGAGUGACAGGUCCGAGAGCUGGACAUACCUGUUUUCGGGAAUGAGCCAAGAGGAUAUGGCCUCAAAGCUGGCUGAAUUCCAGGAUGCUGCCGAGAUACCCCUAGCAAGCCGCGCCUAUGUUAGUGCGGUAUCUGUUGACAGCAUCGCAGUGUCUGGCCCUCCCACCACUCUCAAGGCCCUGGUUAACAAGGGGGUUUGCUCGGUGCGGCCGACGGCAAUUCCCGUCCACGGCCCAUAUCACGCGUCCCAUCUGCAUUCGGGGGCCGACGUUCGGGACAUCCUUGGGCUGGACGACCCGCAAGUGGAGGAUGCCUUUUACAAGACACGGCCGCGAUCGCCCAUGAUGUCGUGCACGACCGGGGAUUGGCUCGUGGCCAGCGAUACCAAGUCGCUCAUGAUCACCAUCGCGUCGACUCUCCUGAACGAGACACUGAUGUUCACCAAGGUGCUUGACGGUUGCCUUGAUCAUGCUCGCCAGUCGGAAGCGAAGAGUUGUCUUAUCCUGCCGCUCGGCCCAACCCAGAAUGCCGGCAGCCUCCAGAAUCUCCUUAAGUCGCACACCGAGCUGGAGGUUAUUCUCCGUGCGCCGCAGGCCGUGUCACCAGAGAGCACGGCGUCGAGCGUGGGGAACCAGGGCUCGAGCGGGAAGCCCAAGCUCGCCAUUGUCGGCAUGGCCGGCCGGUUUCCCGAUGCCGCCAGCCACGAAAAGCUCUGGGAGCUGUUAGAGAAAGGCCUCGAUGUCCACCGCAUGGUUCCUCCCGACCGCUUCGACGUGAAGACACACUACGACCCGUCGGGCAAGGCCAUCAACACCACCCACACGCCCUUUGGCUGCUGGAUGAAGGAGCCUGGUCUGUUCGACCCCCGCUUCUUCAACAUGUCGCCCCGCGAGGCGUUCCAGACAGACCCCAUGCAGCGGUUGGCCCUGACAACCGCGUACGAGGCGCUGGAGAUGGCGGGCUAUACGCCCAACAGGACGCCGUCGACGAAGCUCGACCGCAUUGGCACCUUCUACGGCCAGACGUCUGAUGACUGGCGCGAGAUCAAUGCCGCGCAGGAGGUCGACACGUACUUCAUCACGGGAGGCGUGCGCGCCUUCGGGCCGGGCCGCAUCAACUACCACUUCGGCUUCAGCGGGCCCAGCCUCAACAUCGACACGGCUUGCUCGUCCAGUGCGGCAGCCAUGCAAGUCGCCUGCACGGCGCUCUGGGCGCGGGACUGCGACACGGCCAUCGUGGGUGGUCUGUCGUGCAUGACGAACCCGGACAUCUUCUCGGGCCUCAGCAGGGGCCAGUUCCUCUCCAAGAAAGGCCCGUGUGCAACCUUCGACAACGAGGCCGAUGGGUACUGCCGUGCCGACGGCUGUGCAUCCGUCGUCGUGAAGCGCCUGGAAGAUGCCGUGGCCGACGGGGACAGGGUGCUCGCCGUCAUCCUCGGCACCGCGACCAACCAUUCCGCCGAAGCAAUCUCCAUCACGCAUCCCCACGGUCCCACGCAGGCUGCCCUGUCGAGGGCCAUUCUCGACGAAGCAGGCGUCGAUCCCCUGGAUGUCGACUACGUUGAGAUGCACGGAACCGGCACGCAGGCCGGCGAUGGCACCGAGAUGAAAUCGGUGACCGACGUUUUCGCCCCCGCGGACCGCAAGCGGCCUGCCGACAGGCCCCUCUUCCUGGGUUCCGUCAAGGCCAAUGUUGGCCACGGGGAGGCUGCAUCGGGCGUUACCGCUCUCAUCAAGGUCCUCCUGAUGCUCCAGAAGAACGCCAUUCCGCCCCAUGUCGGCAUCAAGCCAGGCUCCGUCAUCAACAAGACGUUCCCCAAGGACCUCUCGGAGCGGAACGUCAACAUUGCCUUCCACACCACUCCAUUCCGGAGGAAGGACGGCAGGCCGAGACGGGUCUUUGUCAACAACUUCAGCGCCGCCGGUGGCAACACCGGUCUGCUCCUUGAAGAGGCGCCGAGGUUCGCCCCGGCCGCGGAGGAUCCGCGCAGCCACCACCUCGUGACGGUGACGGCCAAAUCCAAGGCCUCCAUGAUCCGCAAUGCCGAGCGUCUUGUCGAGUGGAUUGACAAGCACCCGGACACGCCACUGUCGCAUCUCGCCUACACCACGACGGCAAGGAAGAUCCAACACUACUGGCGCAUGAACGUGUGUGCUGCCGACGUUGCCGAGGUCCGCAACGGCCUUCAGGGACUCCUCAAGGAAAACAUUAUGCCUGUCAACCCCGAGGAGCCCAAGGUGGCCAUGAUGUUUACUGGACAGGGCUCGCACUACGCAGCGAUCGGCAAAGAGCUCUACGAGCACUACUCGGUGUUCCGGCAGGCCAUCGACGAGUUUGACCUGCUCGCCCGCAUCCACCGCCUGCCGUCGUUCCUCCCACUGAUCGAUGGAAGCGAGCCGGACGUGGGCCGGCUGUCGCCCGUCGUGAUCCAGCUGGGCCUGGCGUGCCUGGAGAUGGCGCUUGCCAGGCUGUGGGCGUCGUGGGGAAUCCGGCCCGCUGUGGUGAUGGGCCACAGUCUCGGCGAGUACGCUGCUCUCGAGGCCGCGGGCGUGCUUUCGGCCAGCGAUGUCAUCUACCUCGUCGGCGUCCGCGCCCGGCUGCUCCUCGACAAAUGCACGCCCGGCACUCAUAUCAUGCUCGCGGCGCAGGGCUCGGUGGAGGACGUGACCUCCGCCCUGCAGGAGAAGGGCCGCGGCGUCGAGAUUGCCUGCAUCAACGGACCGCGCGAGACUGUGCUCAGCGGCGAGGCUAGUGCCGUCACCGAGGCCUUGACGAUCCUGAAAGACGCCGGAUUCAAAUGCACCCAGCUCCGGGUGCCCUUCGCCUUCCACUCGGCCCAGGUGGAUGCCAUCCUGGACGACCUCGAGAGCGUCGCCCGGGGCGUGACCUACCACGCGCCCAAGGUGCCCAUCAUUUCGCCUCUGCUGGGCAAGGUGGUCGAGGGCCAGCCCUUCGACCCGGUCUACCUCCGCAGGCAUGCGCGCGAGGCUGUCAACUUUCUCGGCGGCCUUGUCUCGGCCCAACAGUCUGGCAUUAUCGAUGACAAGACUGUCUGGCUCGAGAUUGGUCCCCACCCGGUCUGCGCCUCGCUGGUGAAGGCCGUCUUCGGCGUUGCCACAGUCGCGGUCCCUUCGCUGCGCCGCGGCGAGCCGACCUACAGGACGCUGUCCAACAGCCUCGGCAUGCUGCACAGCGCGGGGCUGAGGGUGGACUUCAAUGAGUACCACCGCGAUUUCAGCGACUCGGUGCGCCUGCUCGAUCUGCCCAGCUACGCGUUCGAUGAUCGGAACUACUGGCUGCAGUAUACGGGCGACUGGUGCCUCACGAAGAACCGGAUUGCCGCGCCCAAGCCCGCGCAGACCAGGCUGUCGACGACGACGGUGCAGAAGAUCAUCAAGGAGGAAGUCCGCGACGACGUGGCCGUCGUGGAGAUCGAGUCCGACCUGUGCCAAGAGCAGCUCCGCAAUGCCGUCUCUGGCCAUCUGGUCAACGGCGCCCCGCUGUGCCCGUCGUCGCUGUACGGCGACAUGGCCAUGACCGUGUGCGACUACGCUUACAAGCUGCUGCGGCCGGAUGCCGAGAGCGUCGGCUACAAUGUCGCCGACAUGGAGGUCCCCAAGACGCUGAUCUUCGACGACAAGGCCGUCAGCCACAUCCUGCGCCUGACGGUGACGGCCCAUGCGAAGCUCGGCUACGCAGACCUCGUCUUCCACACGGGCGAGGGGGCCAAGCGGACGGAUCACGCGCUCUGCAGGGUCUACUUCGGCGACCUGGAGGAUUGGCAGAAGGAGUUCGACCGUGUCUCGUACCUGAUCCGAUCGCGCGUCGACGCCCUCAAAGAGGCCGAGCAGCGCGGCAUCGCUUCCAAGAUCGGCCGCGGGCUGGCGUACAAGCUCUUUUCGGCCCUGGUCGACUACCACCCCCGCUACCGUGGCAUGGACGAGGUGAUCCUGGACAGCGCCACGUGCGAGGCGACGGCGAAGAUCCGCUUCCAGACCACGGAACAGGACGGUACCUUCUACUUCAGCCCCUACCACAUCGACAGCGUCUGCCACAUCUCGGGCUUCAUCAUCAACGGCACCGACGCCGUGGACUCGCGCGAGCAGGUCUUCAUCUCGCACGGCUGGGGCUCGAUGAGGUUCACCGAGAUCCCGCAGGCCGGCAAGGAGUAUCGCAGCUACAUCCGCAUGCAGCCCAUUAAGGAUAGCAAGAUGAUGGCGGGCGAUGGCUACGUCCUCGACGGCGACAAGGUCAUCGGCUGCGUCGGCGACAUCAAGUUCCAGUCCAUCCCGCGCAAGGUGCUCAACAUGAUACUGCCCCCGCGCGGCGCUCAUGCAGCCGCCAGCGCACCGCCUCCUCCUCGCCCUUCGGCCGUCGCCAAGAAGCCCGUCCCCAACAAGAAAGCUUCCUCGCCCAAGAGGAAGAAGAAGGAAGGAGUGACUCCAUCCAACAUCAACAAGGUGAACCAGCGGCUGAAGAGCGUCAUCUCGACCAUCAUGGACAUCCUUGCUCGGGAGGUGGGCUGCAGCCACGACGAGCUCGCCGACAACAUUGCCUUCACCGACCUCGGUGUCGACUCGCUGAUGUCCCUGACGGUCAGCGGCAAGAUUCGCGAGGAGCUGGAGCUGGACAUUCCCUCGAACGCCUUCGUCGACCAUCCCACCAUCGGUGCCUUCAAGCAGUUCCUGGCCAAGUAUGAGCAGCCGGGCCGCAAGACGAGCAUUUCCUCGCACGACUCAAACGCGUCCGCCAGCGACGGAUCGCCCGAGUCGGAUUCCGAAUCUACCGCGACGACGCCGCCCUUGGAGGAGAGUGAGGAGGGGUCUUCGAACAAGGGUGACAGCCAGAGCCAGUCUCAAUCCGCCGGCGGCGGCGACUCUGGGGAUGAACUCCAGUCCAUCGUCCGCAGCACCAUCGCCGGGGAGAUGGGCGUCGAGGUGGACGAGAUCCUGGCGGCCCCGGACCUCGCCAACCUCGGCAUGGACUCUCUCAUGAGCCUAUCGAUUCUGGGCAAGCUGCGCGAGAACACCGGCAUGACGAUUCCGUCAGACCUGUUUGUCGCGAACCCAUCGCUCAAGGCCGUGGAGCGUGCCCUUGGUAUCAGCAGCGCACCCAAGAAGCCCGCCAGCCGCAGCAAGCAGCAGCAGUCGAAAGAGGCCUCCUCGGCCAAGCAGCAGCAGGCUAGGGAGGCGCCGCCAUCAGCGCCCAAGCAUCCCAGGAUCGGCCUGGAGCAGCCUGCCCCUCCGAAGCCGCCGAGGCCCAGCAACCUGGUCGACGACUACCCGAACCGCAAGGCCUCUUCAGUGCUGUUGUCGGGAAGCCAUCGCCAGGCGACCAAGCACCUGUUCAUGAUCCCCGACGGCAGCGGAUCGGCCACGUCGUACACCGAGAUCGCCAAUGUCGGCGGCGAGUGGGCCGUCUGGGGUCUCUUCUCGCCCUUCCUGAAGACGCCAGAAGAGUACAAGUGCGGCGUGUACGGAAUGGCGGCCAAGUUCAUCGAAGAGAUGAAGCGGCGUCAGCCCCAGGGCCCGUACUCGGUCGCCGGCUGGAGCGCUGGCGGCGUGAUCGCGUACGAGAUUGUCUACCAACUCACCACGGCGGGCGAAGAGGUCGACAACCUCAUCAUCAUCGACGCGCCCUGCCCCGUCACCAUCGAGCCCCUGCCCGAGGGUCUCCAUGCCUGGUUCGCCUCGAUCGGCCUCCUCGGCGAGGGAGACGACAAGAAGAUCCCGCCUUGGCUGCUGCCGCACUUCGCCGCGUCCAUCACGGCGCUCAGCAACUACGACGCCCAGCCGAUCCCCAAGGACAAGUCCCCCAAGGUCAUGACCAUCUGGUGCGAGCACGGUGUCUGCAAGGAUCCCACCGAUCCCAGACCGGAGCCCUAUCCAAAGGGCCAUGCUCUCUUCCUUCUCGACAACCGAUCCGACUUUGGUCCCAACCGCUGGGACGAGUACCUGGAGGGAAGCAAGAUGCAAUUCCGGCACAUGCCUGGGAACCACUUCUCCAUGAUGCAUGGCGAGCUGGCCAAGCAACUCGGCGGUUUCAUCAAGGAGGCCCUUUUGUAA
Messenger RNA from Chaetomium strumarium, 6582 nucleotides. RefSeq lists its product as uncharacterized. Gene Ontology annotation, biological process: secondary metabolite biosynthetic process; fatty acid biosynthetic process. Lineage: Eukaryota; Fungi; Ascomycota; Sordariomycetes; Sordariales; Chaetomiaceae. The transcript has 4 exons. The record is from RefSeq and is a predicted model, not a curated record. Bases 1 to 6582 code for a protein of 2193 amino acids. Gene Ontology annotation, molecular function: 3-oxoacyl-[acyl-carrier-protein] synthase activity; phosphopantetheine binding; fatty acid synthase activity.